Messenger RNA from Merops nubicus (carmine bee-eater), 3829 nucleotides. RefSeq names its product laminin, gamma 1 (formerly LAMB2) (gene LAMC1). The transcript is spliced from 23 exons. The annotation marks the transcript as partial. Gene Ontology annotation, molecular function: extracellular matrix structural constituent. Lineage: Eukaryota; Metazoa; Chordata; Aves; Coraciiformes; Meropidae. The record is from RefSeq and is a predicted model, not a curated record.
AGGCUGGAGGGCAGUGGGGCCGGGUGGGUGUGCUGAGGUGCCCGUGGCUGCUCUCCCCGCAGGCUCCCUCAGCACGCAGUGCGACAGCUACGGCCAGUGCAGCUGCAAGCCCGGCGUCAUGGGCGAGAAGUGCGACCGCUGCCAGCCGGGAUUCCACUCGCUCUCCGAGGCUGGGUGCAGGCCCUGUUCUUGCGAUCUGGCUGGCAGCACAGGGGAGUGCAACGUGGAGACGGGACGGUGUACGUGCAAGGACAACGUCGAAGGAUUCCACUGUGAGAGAUGCAAACCUGGAUUUUUCCAUCUGGAUUCCUCCAAUCCACGGGGCUGUACUCCCUGCUUCUGCUUUGGACACUCGUCAGUCUGCACCAGUGCUGUUGGCUACAGUAUCUACAGCAUCACUUCCAACUUCCAGUUUGGGGAGGACGAGUGGCGUGCUGAGCAGCGUGAUGGCUCCCAAGUCUCCCUUCAGUGGAGUGCAGAGACCCAGGAUAUCUCCGUUAUCUCCGACAGCUACUUCCCCAUAUAUUUUGUUGCCCCACGCAAGUUCUUGGGCAACCAGGUUUUAAGUUAUGGGCAAAAUCUGACCUUCACCUUCCGCGUGGACAGACGGGACACGCGCCUCUCUGCGGAGGACCUGGUGCUGGAAGGGGCUGGGCUGAGGGUGUCUGUGCCACUCAUCGCCCAGGGCAACUCUUACCCCAGCGAGAACGCGCUGACCUACACCUUCAGGCUCCACGAGGCUACAGAUUACCCAUGGAGGCCUGCUCUUACGGCAUUUGAGUUCCAGAAGCUUCUCCACAACUUGACUUCCAUCAAGAUCCGUGGGACGUACAGUGAGAGAAGUGCUGGCCACCUGGAUGAUGUUACCAUCUCAAGUGCCCGGCCUGGACCUGGUGUGCCUGUGCCUUGGGUGGAGAGCUGCUCCUGUCCUGCAGGAUACGAGGGGCAGUUUUGUGAGCGCUGCUCCUUCGGGUACCGGCGAGAGACGCCGAGCCUUGGGCCCUACAGCCCCUGCGUGCCCUGCGCUUGCAACGGGCACAGCGAGACCUGCGAGCCCGAGACGGGCGUGUGCAAUUGCAGGGAUAACACGGCAGGGGCUCACUGCGAGAAGUGCAGCGAUGGCUAUUAUGGAGAUGCGACAGCGGGCACAGCCUCAGACUGCCAGCCCUGCCCAUGCCCAGGCAGCUCCAGCUGCGCCAUCGUGCCCCGCACGAAGGAGGUUGUGUGCACCAGCUGCCAGGCUGGCACUACAGGCAAGCGGUGCGAGCUGUGCGACGACGCCUACUUCGGGGACCCGCUGGGCGCCAGCGGUGCCGCGCGGCCCUGCCGCCUCUGCCAGUGCAACGACAACAUCGACCCCAACGCCGUGGGCAACUGCGACCGCCUGACGGGCGAGUGCCUCAAGUGCAUCUACAACACCGCCGGCUUCUACUGCGACCGCUGCAAGGACGGCUUCUUCGGGAACCCCCUGGCCCCCGACCCCGCCGACAAGUGCCGAGCCUGUAACUGCAAUCCCUAUGGCACUGUGAAUCAGCAGACGAGUUGCAAUCAAGUGACCGGGCAGUGCGAGUGCCUAUCUCACGUCACCGGGAGGGACUGCAGUGCCUGUGAACCUGGGUUCUUCAACCUCCAGAGUGGACGUGGCUGUGAGAGGUGCAACUGCCACGCGCUGGGCUCCACCAACGGCCAGUGCGACAUCCACAGCGGGCAGUGCGAGUGCCAGCCCGGCGUCGCCGGCCAGCGCUGCGACCGGUGCGAGACCAACCACUUCGGCUUUGGCUCCGAGGGCUGUAAACCCUGCGACUGUGAUCCCGAGGGCUCGCGCUCCCUGCAGUGCCGGGAGAACGGCCGCUGCGAGUGCAAGGAGGGCUUCGUGGGGAGCCGCUGCGACCAGUGCGAGGAGAAUUACUUCUACAACCGCUCGUGGCCGGGCUGCCAGGAGUGUCCGGCCUGCUACAGACUAGUGAAAGACAAGGUGGCAGAGCAACGAGAGAGGUUGCAGGAGUUGGAGAACCUUAUAGCAAACCUGGGUACAGGAGAAGAAGCUGUAACUGAUCAAGCCUUUGAAGAGAGGUUGAAGCAGGCAGAAAGAGAUGUUAUGGAGUUGCUCCAUGAAGCACAAAAUAGCAAAGAUGUAGAUCAGGGCCUCAUGGAUCGUCUCAAAGACAUCAACAGCACACUUGCCAGUCAGCUCAACAGGCUGAGGAACAUCCAGGGCACGGUGCGGGAGACGGAGAACCUGGCAGAGCAAGCCCGGGUGCGGGUGGAGGACACAGAGGACCUGAUCAGCUUAGCUUCUGAUAUGCUCGAGAAGGCAAAGAUGGCAGCUGACAACGUGUCCAUUACACCUCCGGAGUCAAGUGGGGACCCUAACAACAUGACUUUAUUGGCAGAAGAGGCCCGUAAGCUGGCUGAGAGGCACAAAAAAGAAGCAGAUGAGAUUGUUCGCAUAGCCAAAGCAGCAAAUGAUACUUCCACAGAAGCCUAUCAACUGCUCCUGAAGACCCUGGCUGGAGAAAACCAAACUGCAGCUGACAUUGAUGAGCUCAACCAGAAGUAUAAUCAAGCAAGGAACAUUUCUCAGGACCUAGAGAAACAGGCCAGCAAGGUGCUUGCAGAGGCAGAGGAAGCUGGAAACAAAGCCCUGCAGAUUUAUGCUAAUCUCACCAGUUUGCCUACCGUGGAUUCCACAGGGCUGGAGAAUGAAGCAAAUAAGAUCAAGAAGGAAGCAGAGGAGUUAGAUCAGCUAAUUGCCAGGAAGCUGAAAGAUUAUGAGGACUUGAGAGAAGACAUGAAAGGAAAGGAGCUAGAAGUAAAGAACCUCUUGGAGAAAGGGAAGACAGAACAGCAGACUGCGGACCAGCUCUUGGCUCGAGCAGAUGCAGCGAAAGCCCUGGCUGAAGAAGCAGCUCGGAAGGGCAAUGGCACACUGCAGGAGGCCAACACCAUUCUUAACAACCUGAAAGACUUCGAUAAGCGGGUGAACGAUAACAAGACAGCAGCUGAGGAGGCCCUGAAGAAGAUUCCUGCCAUCACGCAGACCAUUGCUGAAGCCAACAGCAAGACGCGGCAGGCGGAGCUGGCGCUGGGCGGCGCUGCUGCCGACGCCCGGGAGGCCAAGGCGAGAGCUGAUGGUGCUGAGAAGAUCGCCGGGUCUGUGCAGAAGAGUGCUGCUGCUACCAAAGCUGAGGCUGACAAGACUUUUGCUGAUGUGACGGGGCUGGCCAGAGAAGUGGAUGACAUGAUGAAGCAACUACAGGAUGCAGAAAAGGAGCUGAAGCGGAAGCAGGACGAUGCUGAGCAGGACAUGAUGAUGGCAGGCAUGGCCUCACAGGCUGCCCAGGAGGCAGAAGACAAUGCAAGAAAAGCGAAGAAUUCUGUGAACAGCUUGCUCACUGUCAUUAAUGACCUGCUGGAUCAAUUAGGGCGACUGGAGACGGUGGACUUGAACAAGCUGAGUGAAAUUGAGGGUACCCUGAACAGUGCCAAAGACCAGAUGAAAGAUAGUGACCUGGACCAGAAAGUCUCUUUCCUGGAGAGAGAAGCCAGGAAGCAAGAUGAUGCAAUACAGGCCUACAACAGGGACAUUGAAGAGAUCCUGAAGGACAUUAGCAACCUGGAGGACAUCAAGAAGACCUUGCCUUCUGGCUGUUUUAACACCCCGUCCAUUGAGAAGCCCUGAGGGUGCACUGGGGGUGGGGGUGUUCCCCAGGGAGCGGUGGUUUGGCUAUGGAGUGCCUUAACACACAUUACCUUCUUCAGAUCCCCAACUCUCUGCUGCUCGCAGCCACUGUUUUCUUUUCAAAUCAGGAUAAGUUGAAAGUUUUUU